AUGGAAAACUACACCCCUCAAGAUUUUAGACGCACUCAGUCUGGCUUAUGGCUUUCUACACAGGUGGUACUUGGAGUAAACAGUGAAUUUAUCGUUGAGGUAAAAGAAUUAGACAUUGAAAAUGGCACCACAAGCUGGCAGACUGUCAGAAGACAAAAGCGAGAGUGGAUCAAGUUUGCUGCAGCCUGUCGGGAGGGCGAGGACAACUCCAAGAGGAAUCCAAUCGCCAGAAUCAGAUCUGACUGUGAGGUGAGUCAGAGGAUAACUUACCGAAUCUCCGGAGCGGGAAUUGAUCGGCCACCUUAUGGGGUGUUCACCAUCAACCCUCGGACAGGAGAAAUCAACAUUACCUCAGUGGUGGACAGAGAGAUAACCCCACUGUUCCUGAUCCAUUGCCGUGCUCUCAACUCCCGGGGAGAAGACUUGGAGAGACCGCUGGAGCUCAGAGUGAAGGUCAUGGAUGUGAACGACAACCCCCCAGUCUUCACUCAGAAUGUGUACACAGCCCACAUCGAAGAGAACAGCGACGCCAAUGCACUGGUGGUAAAGUUAAGUGCCACAGAUGCAGAUGAAGACAAUCACUUGAAUUCUAAAAUUGCAUACAAGAUCAUCUCCCAGGAGCCCGCUGGCGCACCUAUGUUCAUGGUGAACAGGUACACUGGAGAAGUCCGCACGAUGUCCAACUUCCUUGACAGAGAGCAACACAGUAUGUACAAUCUACUGGUAAGGGGCUCAGAUCGGGAUGGAGCCACAGAUGGGCUGUCCUCUGAAUGUGACUGCAGAAUCAAGAUUUUAGAUGUCAAUGACAAUUUCCCCAUCUUGGAGAAAACCUCAUACUCAGCAAGUAUUGAAGAAAAUUGUUUGAGCUCAGAACUGAUAAGAUUGCAAGCAAUCGAUCUCGAUGAGGAAGGCACUGACAACUGGUUAGCUCAAUACUCCAUCCUCUCUGGCAAUGAUGGGAACUGGUUUGAAAUCCAAACAGAUCCAAAAACCAAUGAAGGCAUUUUGAAAUUGGUCAAGACGCUGGAUUACGAACAGGAACCUAACAUUUACCUCAGCAUUGGAGUUAGAAACCAAGCUGAGUUUCACCAUUCAGUGGCAUCCCAAUUCCAAAUGCACUCCACCCCUGUGAGAAUCCAGGUUGUUAACGUGCGGGAAGGACCGACCUUUCGCCCAAGUUCCAUGACGUUUAGUCUACGAGGAGGAGUGAGGGGAGACUCCUUAAUGAACUAUGUGCUUGGCACCUACACAGCCAUAGAUAUGGACACUGGGAGCCCGGCAACAAAUGUCAGGUAUAUCAUAGGGCAUGAUGCAGGCAGCUGGUUAAAAGUUGAUUCAAGGACUGGUGAGAUACAGUUUUCUAGGGAAUUUGACACGAAGUCAAAAUAUAUUACGGAUGGGGUUUAUGCAGCAGAGAUCCUGGCUAUAGAUGAUGGCUCUGGGAGAACAGCUACGGGAACCAUAUGCAUUGAGGUUCCCGACGCCAACGAUUACUGUCCCAUCAUUUAUGCUGAAAGUAGAAGUGUCUGCACCCAGGCUUCCUCUGUCAGGAUCUAUGUCAGCGAUCAUUCUUUCGGGUCUCCCUUUACCUUUUGUGUAGUUGACGAGUCACCAGACACAGCUAACAUAUGGGAUAUCAGGUCCAUCAAUGGAACCUCUGCCAUCCUUAUGACUGAGCAGACUUUGUCUCCAGGACCCUACCAAAUCCCCAUCCUCGUGAAGGACAGUCACAACAGAGCGUGUGAAUUGCCACAGACCGUGCUGUUAGAUGCCUGCUUCUGUGAUGACCACCGUGUAUGCUUGCACUCCAGCACCACAGGCAUCUACAGUGGGGACACCACCUGGGUGACAGAUGACAUGUACGGGACUGUCACUGACGACGGAGUUAGGGAGUCAAACGUCAGACUUGGCCCAGCGGGGAUUGGCAUGAUUGUUUUGGGACUCUUGCUACUGCUCUUGUCACCUCUUUUACUGCUCAUGUGUUGCUGCAAGCGAAGACAGCCAGAAGGUCUUGGGACACGGUUUGCCCCUGUGCCUGAAGGAGGUGAAGGAGUGAUGCAGCCCUGGAGAAUAGAGGGGGCUCAUCCAGAAGACAGGGAUGUAUCAAAUAUAUGUGUACCCAUGACAGCCUCUAAUACCCAAGAUCGCAUUGAUUCCUCCGAAAUCUACACCAAUACUUAUGCUGGUGGAGGAACAGUGGAAGGGGGCGUGUCAGGAGUGGAGCUCAAUACAGGUGUUGGGACAGCCGCAGGCGUGGUAGCUGGAGGAGCAACAGGGACCCUGAGGAAGAGGAGUUCAACUAUAGGGACUCUCCGGGAAUACCAAGACACCGGCAUGAACAUGGCCUUCCUGGACAGCUAUUUCUCCGAGAAAGCCUAUGCAUAUGCAGAUGAAGACGAAGGCCGACCAGCCAAUGACUGCCUGCUCAUUUAUGACCACGAAGGAGCUGGGUCACCCGUGGGCUCCAUUGGCUGCUGCAGUUGGAUUGUGGAUGACUUAGAUGAAAGCUAUAUGGAGACCUUAGAUCCAAAGUUCAGGACUCUGGCUGAAAUCUGCUUGGACACAGAGAUUGAGCCAUUCCCUUCACACCAGGCCUGUAUACCCAUCUCCACUGACCUCCCUCUGCUGGGGCCUAAUUACUUUGUCAAUGAAUCUUCAGGAAUGACUCUCUCAGAGGCUGAAUUCCAAGCAGAAAUGGCAGCAGCCUCUGAACCCAUGAUUCACGGGGACAUCAUAGUGACUGAGACCUACACUACUUCUGACCCAUGUGUACAACCCACAACGAUUGUUUUUGACUCUCAGCUUCCGCCCAACGUAGUUGUGACCGAAACCGUAAUGGCACCUGUCUAUGAUGUUCAAGGGAACAUUUGUGUGCCUGCCGAGAUAGCCAACACACACAAUGUAUACUAUGCCGAGAGAGUGGUUGCUAGCCCUGGCAUGCCUGACAUGGGCAACGGUAACAUGAGCGAUGCGUGUGUAGGACCAGUGAUGAGUGGUGGUAUUUUGGUAGGGCCAGAAAUUCAAGUGACACAAAUGAUGAGCCCAGACAUUCACAUAAGCCAAACCACAGGCUCCACCUCCCCAAUGGCGUCUCAGCACCGAGUAACCAGAUACAGCAACAUACACUACUCCCGACAGUAA
Apodemus sylvaticus (European woodmouse) is the source of this 3141-nucleotide messenger RNA. It is a transcript of the gene Dsg4, whose product is annotated as desmoglein 4. Gene Ontology annotation, cellular component: plasma membrane; desmosome. The coding region runs from base 1 to 3141 and encodes 1046 amino acids. Gene Ontology annotation, molecular function: calcium ion binding. NCBI's taxonomy places the organism in Eukaryota, Metazoa, Chordata, Mammalia, Rodentia, Muridae. Gene Ontology annotation, biological process: homophilic cell-cell adhesion. The transcript has 16 exons. The record is from RefSeq and is a predicted model, not a curated record.